AUGCGAUCCCUUCACACUUUCCUAGUUGCCCUACUGGCCAUCCCAGCAACAAGUAAAUACAUUGUUCCAGGAGGCAGAUGGCAUGAUACAAACGGGAGUGUGAUCAACGCGCAUGGGGCCGGAAUCACUUUCGACCAGAAAUCAGGCCGCUUUUGGUGGUUUGGCGAAUACAAAACAGAAGACCACCCGGAGGGAGGCGGUGUAUCUGUUUACAGCUCUGACAACCUGAGCACUUGGACUUCGGGAGGAAUGGCAUUAGCUCCGAUUGAGGGACAUCCAUAUAUCUCUCCUGAGAAUGUCAUUCAACGACCCAAGGUGGCCUAUAGUGCCGAAACGGACGACUAUCAUAUGUGGUGGCAUGCCGACAACUCCACUUAUGGACUUCUUCUUCAAGGGCACGCGGUAUCCGACACGAUCAAUGGGCCGUACACAUUUGUGGACGCGGUCGCACCGCUAGGAAACUGGUCUCAGGAUUUCGGCAUGUUCACUGAUUACAAAGAUGGCCGAUCUUAUGCUCUUUAUUCCAACGGCGACAGUGCAAAUGGACGAGAUGUUUACAUUUCAAGCAUCAACAGCAAUCUCACGGCACUUGAAAAACCUAUCUAUCGGUUCCCAAAGUUCGAUCUCGAGGCACCGACAAUUUUGCAGACAGACAAAAGUUACUGGGCAUUGAUGAGCCACAAGACAGGAUAUAGGCCCAAUAAUGUGGUGGCAUUCCGGGCCGAUUCUUUGAUUGGACCUUGGUCUCAACCAUUCAUUGUCGCACCACUAAACACGCGUACUUUCAAUUCACAGUCUACUUUCACUCUCCAAAUAUCCGGAACAAAAAAGACCACACACCUAUACAUUGGAGACCAGUGGGACUCGAACUCUGUCUGGGAUAGUCGCUAUAUCUGGUUGCCAAUUCAGAUCGACGAGGAAAAGAAGACACUCAGCCUAGAUUGGUACGAUGUUUAUGAUCUCAACGUGAAAACCGGAGAAUGGACACCUAUCAAGGGAAAAUCUUACAGCGCAAAGAAUGCCAAGACGAAGGGCGACGCCUAUAAGCAGGAGGCUAAUUUCGCUACUGAUGAUGUCAUUCUCACGGGGAUUUAUGGAAACGACAGUACCGUUACUUUCGAAAAUGUCGAGGGCGAUGGAAAGCCACAAUGGGUCUCAUUCUACUACCAAACGGGAGGCACCCCAGAUCGAAUCGGUGGCUCAUGGCAGCUCCGCCGAGUGAGCAGCGUUAUAGUCAACGGAGAUCCGUCAACGACUCAAACCUUGUACCAGAGGGACACCCAUAAAGGAAUUAUUCUCUCCACUCCUCUGCAGCUGACGCUGAAGAAGGGAAAAAAGAAUACCAUUUCUGUCGGGGGUCUAUACAACGGGUUCGAUUACAAAGGCGCUGAUUUGGAUCGGAUAGUUGUGUAUCCCGCAGAGGAGUAA
Messenger RNA from Penicillium argentinense, 1428 nucleotides. RefSeq lists its product as uncharacterized. Lineage: Eukaryota; Fungi; Ascomycota; Eurotiomycetes; Eurotiales; Aspergillaceae. Gene Ontology annotation, biological process: carbohydrate metabolic process. The record is from RefSeq and is a predicted model, not a curated record. Bases 1 to 1428 code for a protein of 475 amino acids. The transcript has 7 exons. Gene Ontology annotation, molecular function: hydrolase activity, hydrolyzing O-glycosyl compounds.